UUUAGAAGAGCAGAUUGAAAAGCAGAACAUUUUCCAAUCUUGCAAAAUUAUGCAAAAAAGUACUUGGACUGGUGGGCAUACAUCAACUGUUAUUUCACUAGACGUGAACAAAGAAGGUGUUGUAGCUUCAGGUGGCGAAGGAGAACUUAAUGUCUGGUCAAAAGAUGGGUCAUCUCAUAACAAACUUUUAUGUCCUUCGCCAUCGACCCAGCUGGAUGAUUCGAAAGACAUCAAUGGUGUCUGCUUUUGCGUGAAAAAUCCAGAACGUUUAUACGCAUCAUGUAGGAACAAAGUGUUUGGUUAUGAUCUCAGAAAUCCGUCAUCAACUGUUUGUGAAUUUGAAUUUAACCAAGAUGAAAUUAACCAGGUAGCUAUUCACUACAAGGGCGGUUUUCUUGCCGCGUGCGAUGACAGCGGUGACAUUAAAGUGAUUGACGUGCUAUCAGGAAGGUUGUUCAAAACCCUGCGUGGUAGAAAUGAUAACAUAUGCUCAACAGUUCAGUUCAGGCCCAACAGACCGUGGGAAAUACUGUCUGGGUCUAUGGAUUACAAAAUUAUCAGUUGGGAUUUCUCAUCCGGGAGAGCACUUCAGGAACUUAAUGUCCAAGAGCUAGAUGAGGACAGCAAUCAAGGGGCCUAUUUCCUGAACCCACCUUUUGUGCACUCAGUUCAUAUGGCAGGAGAUGGGAGGAUGUUUGCAGCUGGACUAGGUAGUGGCAACAUCCAACUCUUCAGGUUUGAAGGCAAGAAAAAAUUUAUUCCUGAUGAGUGUCUAAAAAAGCAUUCUUCCAGUGUAACACAGGUCCACUUUGCUAGAUUUCGCCCAAACAACUUAUUGGUGUCAGGUGGAGAUGACAGUAGGAUUGUUACUUGGAAUUUAUGUGGUAGUACAUGCAAUGGUGCCUCAGGUGCAGAGCCCAAUCUUGAGGCAAAUGCAAGUGCUGUUGGUAUUGCCCAUGAAAUUAACCAUGGAUCCAAGAUAAACUGGAUAGCAUCUGGUUCACAGAGAGAGAGUAUAUUUGUGGCUGAUGUAACGAGUGACAUCUCAGUGUACCAUGUAUCAUGACAACCAUUGUCAACAGAUAAGAGUAUGUUAGGUGGAUCAGUGCCAUGUUGGACAGUAAACAAGAAGACUACCAGUAUAUAAGGGUGACACAAUUACCAGUAACCUUGUAGUUUUCAUCAUUGUCCCUUCAUUAACAACACUCAAAUGACAAUGGUAGGAGACAAACCAGUUGGCUGUUUACAAGCGCAGUAGAGCAGUUGAACAAGGGAUUAGCCAGAAACAAAUCCAUCAAGUGGACAGAGUGGGAUGUGAACCCUGGACCUUCAUUUGCCCAUGCUGCUACCUCCAGGGAAAGUUCAAGCUGUUGGACAGCUGCCACUCAUCAUUCUCUUUGAUAAUACUCUCCCUCUUAACUCCCAAUUAAUUGACUGCCAAAAUUUCUAUGUAAACUAGACAGGAGAAUUCCAUUUUUAAACAAGGUAACACCCUUAAGCUGACAAGAUUUUCUGUUCUCAUAAGAUGUUUGCCAGUUGAUGUAUUGCAACUGCAAUAAAGUGGCAAGUUAAUCACUUCUAGGAGUUAAAAUUUAAACCCUCAGUCUCUUUCGAGUAGUUACUUGGGCUUGUCACACACCACUCUCUCCUCCUUGGGAGGAAAUCACAUACUUUUGAGAACCGUAACCGUUUUUUUAGUUCUGAGUCAUGUGACAUUGGGCGUGUCCUAAUGACGUCAUCAACAGGCUUGCACUCACUUUCUGCUACAACUGUCCAAAGUUGGUCCAUUGAUGGCGACAUAACAUCGAGUUACACCAACCUAAAUUUACUGUAUCGAAAUAUUUCACUGUAAAUUACGAGACAAAUCUGAGGAGACUCCGCAUACAGCCAUAUCGUUUGACUGUUUUUAGUUUGAUCAGUAAGAGCUCUUUCCGAUUGAUGUCGAAGCACCAAAACCAAAAUAAUCACAACGGCCAAUCAGAAGAAAGGAAAAUAUAUCUUAAGAGCCAAUGAGAACUUUUAAGAAGUGAAGCCAACCAAACCGCCUGAAGCGCGGGAAAACGAGUAGUGAUUGGUUUAGUCUUGCAUCUGAUUGGUUGAAAGAGUUGCGCGAUUUUAUCUGGACCAAUCACAAAUAGAAGUAAAGCAAAAACAACGAAACUCCAGAUUACUUCCAACUCUCAAAUGAAAACUGC
Molecule: messenger RNA, 2195 nt
Organism: Pocillopora verrucosa
Lineage: Eukaryota; Metazoa; Cnidaria; Anthozoa; Scleractinia; Pocilloporidae
Product: WD repeat-containing protein 53
Molecular function (GO): protein binding
Source: RefSeq, a predicted model, not a curated record